AUGUCAUUACGAUUAAUAAGAAGGCUAACACAUUUAAAGCCAUCAAUUAACUCGAAAUUGUAUCUCCAAUUAUCCUCUAAAUUUGUAAUUCAAAAACAUAUUGUCCAGCCACUUACUCACUUCUGCAAAUUUGAAUAUUGCAAUUGCAAGUCUGUGGUUUUAAAAAGUUGUAUUAUAGCAGAAUUUCCAAGAAGAUUAAAUCACCAAUCAACAGCAGAUAUGCCAGAAGCAAAACCAUUUGAGAGGUUGCCACAGACGCUGUCACCGGUCAAUUACAAUAUUCGUUUGAAGCCAAAUUUGAAAGCAUUUACAUUUGAAGGGUCUGAAGAUAUUGAUAUUGAGGUGGUGAAGCCUUUAUCUAAAAUAACAAUUAAUUCUGUUGAGGUAGAAGUACAAGAGGUGUCCUAUGUUGCCAGUGGUAAAAGUGACACAGUUAAAGGCACAGUUUCAUACAACAAGGAAGAUGAAACAGUCACUUUCACCUUUCCGUCGGAAAUACAACCAGGCAAGGGAAGAAUGAGUAUGACUUUUACUGGAAUUCUGAAUGACAAAAUGAAAGGAUUUUAUAGAAGUAAAUACACAUCACCUGAUGGGGAGGAACAGUAUUCAGCUGUUACACAGUUUGAGGCCACUGAUGCCAGGAGAGCUUUCCCAUGUUGGGAUGAACCUGCUGUCAAGGCCACAUUUGAUGUCACUUUGGUUGUUCCUAAAGACCGAGUUGCCUUGUCAAACAUGCCUGUAAAGUCAGAACAAGUCUAUGAAGGAGACAACAAAUGGAAGGUUGUUAGUUAUGAGAGGACACCGAUCAUGUCUACGUACCUACUGGCGUUUGUUGUGGGAGAGUUUGAUUACGUAGAAGGGAAGGAUGCUGAUGGUGUGCUUGUCAGGGUGUACACACCUGUUGGCAAGAAAGAAGAGGGAAAAUAUGCACUAGACGUAGCUGUAAAGACAUUGCCAUUUUACAAAGAUUACUUCAAAAUACCUUAUCCUCUCCCAAAGAUGGACUUGAUAGCUCUCGCUGACUUUGCAGCAGGUGCCAUGGAAAACUGGGGCUUAGUAACUUACAGAGAAACAGCAUUGUUAGUGGAUCCAAAGAAAUCAUCUGCCAAAACCAAACAAUGGGUUGCUCUAGUUGUAGGACAUGAAUUGGCUCAUCAAUGGUUUGGUAAUCUUGUUACAAUGGAAUGGUGGACCCACUUGUGGUUGAAUGAAGGUUUUGCUUCCUGGAUAGAAUAUUUAUGUGUAGAUUUCUGUUUUCCUGAGUUUGAUAUCUGGACACAGUUCGUAAAGAAUGAUUUAGGAAGAGCUUUAGAAUUAGAUGCUCUCAAUAACAGCCAUCCUAUAGAGGUACCGGUGGGUCAUCCAUCUGAAGUAGAUGAAAUAUUUGAUGCUAUAUCAUACAGUAAAGGUGCUUCCGUCAUAAGAAUGCUCCAUGAUUAUAUUGGGGAUGCUGAUUUUAGAGUUGGUAUGAAUGAAUAUUUAACAAAGUUUAAAUACAGUAAUGCCUUUACAGAAGAUUUAUGGGAAUAUCUAGGUAAAGCUAGCGGUAAACCAGUGGCUGAGGUUAUGUCCUCUUGGACAAAACAGAUGGGUUAUCCUGUUAUAAAGGUAACAGAAAAACAAGAUGGGAAGAACAGAGUUCUCUCAUUGUCACAAGAAAAGUUCUGUGCAGAUGGUAAAAAGCAAGAAGGGGAGCAGUUCAAGUGGAUGGUACCCUUGUCAUUCUGUACAGCAUCAAGUCCAGAUAAACCAGUGAAAAAAAUACUGUUAGAUGGUACAACAGCUGAAGUCACACUGGAAAAUGUUAAACCUGGUGAAUGGGUUAAGGUAAAUUGUGGCACAGUGGGAGUAUAUAGAGUACAGUAUUCAUCUGAAAUGUUACAGUCACUUAUAACAGGUAUCAAAGACUGCAGUAUAGCACCUUGUGAUAGAUUAGGUAUACAGAGUGAUCUGUUUGCCUUAGCCAGAGCAGGAUUAGUGUCAGCUGUUGAUGUACUGAAGGUAGCUGAAGCCUAUAUAAACGAGACUGACUAUACCGUAUGGAGUGAUCUUUCUCUUAGUCUUGGUACACAAGGUUUAUUAAUACAAAGUACUGAUGCCACUGAUGAAAUGAAAGCUUAUAAUCGUAACCUCUACAGCAAAGUCUUCCAGAGUCUGGGCUGGGAAGCUAAGGAAAAUGAAGGACCAUUAACUGCCAUGUUAAGAGAUCUGGUGUUGGCUAAACUAGGUCGUAACCAAGAACAGUCUGUUGUUAUGGAGGCAAAGAAGAAGUUCCUAGAUUUUUACAAUGGAAAACCUCUAUCAGCUGAUUUAAUGGACCCUGUAUAUGUAACUGUGAUGUCUAAUGGUGAUGAAGAUAUGUUUAAUAAAAUGUUGGAGUUGUAUGAUAAAGCAGAUAGUCAGGAAGAGAGGAAUCGAAUCAGCAGAGCAAUUGGUGCAGUUAAAGAUGAAGCUUUAAUCAAAAGAGUUUUGGACUUUGCCAUGUCUGAUAAAGUGCGAUCUCAGGAUACAGUGUUUGUGAUUGGUGGUGUGACAGGUUCUGUUAAAGGGAGAGAAAUGGCUUGGCAGUUCUUAAAGGAUAACUGGACAAAGUUACAUGAUAGAUAUGAAGGAGGUUUCUUAUUAUCAAGACUUGUCAAGGUUACCACAGAAAAUUUUGUGACAGAAGAAAAGGCUAAAGAAGUAGAGCAAUUUUUCACUGACCAUCCAGCACCAGCAGCAGAAAGAACAGUAAAACAGUCGUUAGAAAACAUUGGUUUGAACAUAGAAUGGAUGAAGAGAGACAAAGAUGCCGUGUCAGCUUUUUUAAAAAGCCGAAAAGCUUAAAUCAAAUGGACAUUAAAAGUAAAAUCUGACUUCAAAAGUUUAAACCUAGUCUCUAAUAUAAUUAUGACAAAAACUGUUCAUCUGUUACCUGACACAAUUUUACAUGCUAUCAGUUCUUUAUAGGUUGGUAAAAGACCUGGCUACUAUUACCAUCAAAAGUGACCAAGUUAAGUUACAGAAAUAAUAUUUGCUUUCCUGGAAAGUUCUUGUACAACAGAUUUUAUAAAGCUUGUUCAACAAGCUUCAGAACUGAUCCCAUAUAAAAAAAAAUGUGCAGCAGUCAAGGGUUGUCUGCUGAUGUUUAAAUGCAAAUCAUGGAACUAUAACCAGUUCCUUUAAAUUAUAACCAGUUAUUGUUACUUUAGUGUGUUUGAUUUAUGAUAUAUUUAUAAUGGCAUAUAUAUGGUGCAUAAUUUAUGAAAGUGCUGUUCUCAUAAAACCACAUUUAGGAUUACAUAAUAACUACAUACUCUUUUGACAAACUUUGAAAUGUUGAGAAAAUAAAUCUUAUUUAUUUUACUGAUAUAAAAAACUUAAGUGAUAGAUCUAUUUAAUUUUGAACUGAAACAUAAUGACACUGAAUUUAUUUGUUUAAUGGUCAUUCAUUAUUUUGGCUUAUAUCUAUAAGAAAUUGUAAUGUCAGUUGAAAAAUUAUAAAAAAGUCAUGAAAACAUUAGAAUUUUCUUCUUUUAUUUACCACUAUUCAUUGCAUAAUUUAAGAUACUGCUUUAAAAUUCUCAAUAAGUGAAAUAAACAAACUCAUUUUCACAAAAAAAAAUUCAGCAUAAUUGUUCAUAUUCUUUGAAUCAAAUUGUUAUUUAAUAUCAGUCAUCAUUUUUUUCUUCAUAUAUUAAAAAGAUAUAUUUAGUUAUUCAGACACUUAUAGACCAGUAUUACAAUGUUCAGUUAGAAUAUUUAUUAGAUGUCUUGUUAAGCUGAAAAGUCUUAGAUUGCUCUGUUGUCUUUUGUUAUGUUGUAUCUAUAUACUUUGUUGUUUCAAACAUUUAAUGUUAACAUCAUAUGAAAGACUUCUCACUUUAAUAACAUCAUUUGCGUACAACAUGAUUUGACAUUUUUCUUCCAGGAAAAAGUCAUAAUUAAGCUGUCUUAGUAACAAAAAUUUACCUUAAUAUAAAUAGGUUCCAUACUGGUAUCAAACAAAGUUUUGGUUGUUGCAAUGACAUAGCUCAAUAUAUAUUUUUUUUCUUUUCUCACAUUGAGGGAGGAUAUUUAUGAUACAGUAUGAUAAAAGGCGGAAUACCCUAUAGCAUACAUUUUUGCUUAUUUUAGUGAAUACUAGCAAACCAAAAUCACCAAAAUAAGUUCUGCUAAACUGUACCACAUAUGCAGGAGCAUUUGUAUAAUAAACAGGUAUACAACCAAAAAUAGUCUGUUUUAUAGAAACUGAUAAAAUUUCAGCAUUAGAAGUAUUCUGUCAGCAUUCACAAAUUAGUCUAAUUAUUAAAGUGUAUGUUAAUAACUGGGACCAAUAAAUUAUGUCUGAACCUC
This is a messenger RNA of Mytilus trossulus (common blue mussel), 4335 nucleotides long. Its product is annotated as puromycin-sensitive aminopeptidase-like. The record is from RefSeq and is a predicted model, not a curated record. The coding region runs from base 1 to 2826 and encodes 941 amino acids. Gene Ontology annotation, biological process: peptide catabolic process; proteolysis. Lineage: Eukaryota; Metazoa; Mollusca; Bivalvia; Mytilida; Mytilidae. The transcript is spliced from 21 exons. Gene Ontology annotation, cellular component: cytoplasm. Gene Ontology annotation, molecular function: peptide binding; metalloaminopeptidase activity; zinc ion binding.